AAGGACAGACUGCGCCGGACCACUUCCACCUCUGCCGCGCUGCCUCUAUGCCGUCACCGUGAGGCUUCGAAACCCGAACGUGGUCGAGCAUCGUCGAGGAACGACGGAAACGUACGAGCGCGUUAGCUCGAACGGCAAAGCGAGCGCUACGAAGAGCAGUGCGGUGUCGACCCUUGCUGCCGCGGUUGCAGAUUCCGCGGUGUGUGUGUGUGCGCGUGUUUACACGACGAGAGAGAGAGAGAUAGAGAGAUAGAAGGAGAGUUUGCGCCGCGGAGGGCAGGAGGGCAUAGAGCUCGAAAGAGAAACGACGAGAGAAGGUGGUGAACUCCCAGGAACGCGAGUGCUCCGAGCACGUCUCUCUCGAGGAGAGAGAAUCAUCGCGCAACGCUUUACGUCCGCCUCGCUCGUGACGUGUAUCGCAUCACGAGGCACCGCCGCCGCGAGGUAGAGAGUCGAACGAGGAAGAGGAAGAAGAAGGGAGCCUACGAGAGUUCGCCGAGGCCGACGGAGAAGACGUGCGCGUCUCGCACGACCGGCGCGUUGCACGAGAGAGCGUACACGCCGCGAUAUUGCGCGGCUGCCCUUAUAACGGGGCGUGGGUGCACCACCACACCACACCGCACCGCACCGCACCGCAUCGCAUCGGCGUCGACGGUGGUGCGGCGAGACGGCGGGCGGUGCGCGUAAUUCAAAAGGUGCGCGCGGCGGUCGCGGCGAGAACAUGACAGACGACGCGGAGUGCGCGAGUUCGAGGCGGCACCGCGUUGCGGGCGAAGGGACGAUGGUAUAAACGAGAGGGCAGAAAGAAAAAAAACCGAGAGAGAGAGAGAGAGAGAGAGAGAUACUCCUACUCCGAGGCAAAAAAAAGAAAGUUCGUAUAUCCGCGCGGCCAGUGAUCCCGUGUGUGGCUCGCGUGUUGCGAGAACGCGUCCAGCGGUGAGUGUGUGUGAGUGUAAGAGGGCCAGGUCGCGCGCGCGAGUGGACUCCGAGUGAGGAGGGAAGAGGGAAACCAGAGAGACUUUCGCGGCUUCCGGCCUGACGGCGCGGAAGCGGUCCGGUUGGCGAGCGCGGUCUCACGAAGAAAGGAUGCUGAUGACGUCGCCGACGGUCCGUCCAGCCAGGACAACGAUGACGACCUCGCGGGGUCUCGACUGAGUCCUGCCAGGUGCGCCGCCAGUCGCGACCUGCAUCGUCGCGACGGUGGCAUCGACGUCGAGGAGAGGACAGGUCUCUUUUGCGACACAAGGACGCGCGGAUAGAAAGUCCGUCGGGCUCGAGUGAAGGCCUUACAGCGACGGUGCUAUAUACUUGUCCGUUGACGAAACACCACGAGCGAGAGCGUGUCCGAACGGAGCCGAUGACUAUACUCCGAUUAUUCCGUCGUUGAACACUGGAUAUAUUCGCGUAUCCUACGACUAUUCGCGAUUGCUAUAAGCAAUCGUCUGCGGAAGACACCCAAGGAUAUCAUUUGCCGGGGAGGCUGUGGUGUAAUCGAGAGAGAGAGAGGAUCAUUUCGCAAUCAUCGUAAUCGACGAGAGGACUUUUACUCGGAACCCAUCCGCAGUUCUAUAAUCAUCGCCUUCUACCGAAACCCGGUAUCGAUCCCGGACAACGUGGAACGUGGGGCGACGUUUCGCAAAGAGCUUUUAUCCCGAGGGAGCGCGUUUUCGCGUUCCUCGAAGGAUUACCCUCGUUCGAAUCGUCGGCGAGAGCCAGAGGGCGAGGCGUAGCUUUUCCUAAAAAAAAAAAGGGAAAAAACGCGCAACCGGGAUGCAGGUGGCAACGCUGUUCAGGGAGAGCGCUACCCUGCUGGGUGCCUCCAGCCUGGACCCCCCGCAGACUCACCAUCAUCAGGGUAUUCUGCAGCCGCAACAGCAGCAACAGCAGCAGCACCAGCAGAUGCAGCAGCAACACGUCACCGACAUGCACCUAGUCGGCCACCACAUGCAGCAGCACCACUACAAGAUGUCAUAUCCAUCACCGGUGCAGAACGGAGGACCAAAUGGCGCGACGACGAUGACUUGCGCGACUUCUCAAGGGGUGAUGGUGAAGCAGGAGGCGAGGGACGACGGUUACGAGACGAGUCCGGACCUCGAGAUGAGGAGCACCGGCGGUGACAGCAGUCAGCAGUAUCACACGCCGCUGACACCACACACGCCGCACACACCGCACACGCCGCACACGCCCCUCACGCCGAUAUCGGCGACAGCGCAUCAACCCCAGCAGCCGGGCUCGACCGCCUCCGCCCUCGGACAGGUCGCGAUAAAAUGCGAGACGCCGGUGGACCCGUACUCGUUCGUGGACGAGGAGAUGUCGAUGGGCGGCAUGAGGACGGCGAGCAGUCCAGGCGGCGGCGGCGGCGGCGGCGGCAAUCCCGAGAACAUGACGUGUCCGGGCGGUGCCCAACCUGGGCUGGGUACACCCACGUCGACGCCGCCCGGGGCGCUGCCCGGGCCACAACAUCAUCAGAUGAAUCUCGUGAUGAACGGCGCCGCCGGCGUCAAUCCCCAGCUGGCGCAUCAGCCGAAGAAGCGAGGCCGCAAAAAAAAGUCGGAGAUGAUACUCACCCCCGAGGAAGCGGAGCUUGCGGAGGCCAAGAAACGCGCAAAGACAUACAAAGAGAGGAAGAAGCACGACAGGUUCGACGGUAUGCCGGAAGAGGAAGUGAGCAAGCGCGUUCUACCGGAUCAUCUCACCAACAACCUUGACAUUAUUAUAAUUGGUAUCAACCCCGGAUUAUUCGCGGCAUAUAAGGGACAUCACUACGCUGGACCUGGCAAUCAUUUCUGGAAAUGUUUGCAUCUGAGUGGUCUCACGCCCGAACCAUUGACAGCGGACGACGAUUACAAGCUUUUGCGCCUCGGAAUCGGUUUUACAAAUAUGGUAGCACGUGCGACGAAAGGCAGUGCAGAUCUCACAAGAAAGGAAAUUAAAGAAGGUAGUCACAUUCUGCUCGAGAAAUUACGAAAGUAUAAGCCAAAAAUUGCCGUGUUCAACGGCAAACUCAUAUACGAGGUGUUUUCGGGAAAGAAGGAGUUUGGAUUCGGAAGACAGCCUAAUCUCGUCGACGGCACAAACACGUACAUGUGGGUGAUGCCUUCGAGCAGUGCGAGGUGUGCCCAGUUACCACGGGCUGCCGACAAGGUGCCAUAUUACGCGGCCCUGAAGAAGUUCCGCGACUAUUUGAACGGCACGAUUCCGCAUCUGGACGAGUCGGACAUCGUGUUCGCCGAUUCGAAACUCAAGAAGAAGGACCACGAGGCGAUCGAGGACAAGAAGCCGCUGUUCGUCGACGAUUUGCCGGACGGCGAGACUCGAAUCACGGAAAUCAACGGCGCGUUGGUGAAACAAGAGUCGGGUCUGAUACCCGGCAAGAAGAAGCGCGGCAGACCGAAGAAGAUCAAGAAUCCGGAAGAUCAGCCGCCGCCGGAUCCCGAAAAGCUGGACGCGAACGGGGAGGUCAUCAAGAAGCGUCGCGGACGCCCGAAGAAGAUACACCAGCAGCAGAAACUGCUGGAGCGGGAAAGUCGCGAGAGGGAGCAACAACAGCAUCAGCAACAGCAACAUCAAGCGAUGGGCCACCUGAACGACGGUUACGGGAACGCCGUGACGAAUUGCUUCUCACCCCCGUUGAUGUCACCCCCGAAAGCGUUUCCGCACAUGGCGCCGUAUCCGCAACCGCCGAUGAACGACGGCUUCUACGGUCAGAGCAUGAACGACAAUAGUCCGUACAACAUGAGCGCGAAGCAGAGCCCGGUGCACAUGCAUUACAGUCAGAGUCACAGUCCCAAAUCCAUGUCUCUGUCGUUUACGCAUUCUGAUCUGUCGUCGGAGAUCAACACGGGGAUAUCGUCGGAGAACAAUCUCGAGCCGUCGCCACUUACGUCGCCCAGCGUCGAACAUCCGGACUUCGAGCCGCCCACAAGCAUGUCGCAGCAGAACAUGGGUAACGAUCAUCGCCAGUACAAUCCGGCCGGUGGCCCCGAUCCGAGCCAUCAUGGCAGUCCCGGCACGCCGUCUCACACCUAUGCCAAUUACAUGAGCUAUCACGAGCAGACGCCGGAGGCGCACAACCCGCAUCCGCAUCAGACGACGCCGACGCCCCUCAGCCAGACCGCCGAGGAUCACUCUCAUCAUUCGCAUCCGACGCCGCCGCAUCCGCACACUCCCACUCAUACGUCCAUGUCGCCGCACCAUCCGCACGAGCAGUACGGCAUCAAGAGGAACUCCGGCCAGGACGUGGCGUCCAAGAGUUUGAGCGAUCUGGAAUCCCUGGUCGAUCAGAUCCCGAGCAUAGCCGACGGCGGUAGCCAGCGCCUUCAGCACUCGCAUCCGGGAAUACCGGGCGACGACGCUCUGGCGGAGAAGAUGGACGCCCACCAUCAGUCCUACAUGUCCGGUUUCGGCGGCAUGCCGACCGGACCGAGCGGGAUGACCAAUUACAGCCCGCCUCUGCCACCGGGUGGCGGAAUCUAUCCAAGCUCGCUGCAUCACUCGCCCAACGACGGCGGUUACGGGAGUCUGUACGGCAUGAACGGUCGUCAUCAUCAGGAAUCUCAACAACAACAGCAGCAACAACAGCAGCAGCAGCAACAACAUCAACAGCAACAACAACAGCACAGCAAAUCUUACACGGUGGAGAAUCUGGCGUCCAGCAAUUACACCCCCAGCAUGAACCAUCCCGGUAACUCGUAUCCGAACAUCAUCCCCGGACCGCACUACCCGGUACCGAUGGGCUCGACCAACGGCUACCUGUUCGGUGGUCUAGAGCCCAGCCUGAUGCAACGUACCUACGGAAUCGGCGGAAUGAGCGGGAUGGGAAGCAUGCACCCGUCCGCCGCUCUCGGCCACCCUAUGGCGGCGAAUCCGUACCCGUACAACGGCUCGUACUCGAGUUCCUUCGACGCUUACCCGGCACCAUCGGCGACGAUACACGCGCCCAGCGCCAAUUAUCCCGGCUACGUAAGCGCGGCUGGAGCGGCGCCCACCACCACCACGCCGCCGUCCUACCUCGCACCGUCGCAUCACAGACCGCCGGUCGACCUCUCCUACGACGGUGUAUGAUAAUCGAUGUGAAGUACCAUCUCGUUCACCAUCCACCGACCAUCAUCAACCUUCAACGGCCCCCCGCUCGGUCCCCGCCCCGCCUGCCGAUCGCCUCCUGUUGCGAUACCGCGCCGCGUUUAUCUUUUCUACGUAUUUUUACACGUGUCUCUUAAGGCUCUUAACGUCGGGGGCUCUUCGCGUCGCCGCGCGCGUCGUCACCCCGAACACGUCGUCUACUACCCCAUCCUCGAAUCGCAAACUCUCUCCUAUGCGACCAUCCGCUACUCGCUAUCAAUUUGCGCGUGUACUCCCCGUUUAUCGAUCUGGUCUAUCUAUCUUGCGAUUUUCUCUUUCUCUCUCUCUCUCUCUCUCUGUCUGUCUCUCUUUUGCUCUCUAUCCGGCUCUACAUACAAGAUAAUCCUAUAAUGGGCGCAAAUGAGAGAACACAUAUAGACAUUAACAAUAUUUGAAAGAUCUUUCUUCAUCUGAAACAUCGAGAUUCUAAUGUCAAUGAUGAAAUUUUCAUUAAUAUACAUUAGAGUAGAGAUAAAGUUUAUUUUGUUAUUGAAAUUUAGUUCCUAAAAAUGACGAAGAUAUGUUUAAAAUUUAAAAAAAAAAAAAAUGUGACGAUCUCCUCCGACGAGAAAAAUAAUGCUAUAUAUAAUAUAUUCAUCUUGCGUCAAAAAUCUUUCAAGAAAUCCAGUGUAGUUAUUAUAGUAUAGCUACAUACAUAUACAUAUGUGUAUCGGUUUUCCGUUUUCUCCAUAUCUCUUUCAUUCCUUCUCUACCUCUUUGCUUUUACUUUCGUCUCUCUCACUUCUCUGUUUUUUUUUUUUUUUUAUCUCGCUUUCGAUAUGCGAUUACGCUGUGAGUAAUUACGGGCGCGCGGCUCGGGAAUGGGAAAUUGCUCGUGAAACGCGACUAUGGCGCACGCAACGAACAUAAGCCUCUGCUAGAUUAGGUUCGCUGAUCGCGUUUUAUAUACCGAUCCGACCGUUAAAACACAUACACGCGGACACGCACAUCGAUAACCGUGACGAUAAAUGGCGACCUUAUUAACGCUGAGCAAAUCGCUAUUACAAAUUCGGUCGACGUAGCCGAGGUCAGCCGGACGUGUAAUUGCGCUUUUCCCGCCCCAACGAUAUCAAUUGAUCGUCAGCUGAUCGUCGUCGAUCGUAAGAAAAAAAACCUUAUCAUUGAAAUCGUAUUUCCGCAUUUUCAUAUUUUGUGACAUGAAUAAUCCCCGAUUGUAAACGACAUCGAGAGCUGCAAACAAUCGCACGGAUAUAUAUCGUGCAUUCUGAAUCAAUUCUGUAAUCAAUCGCAUCUGUAAUCAAUUUACCGUCUUCGAAAGUCGAUAGGAUACAGCGAAUUAGUUUUACGCAUCGCGGUGCGAAUAGAAUAAAGCGCAAAUUUAUCCGAAAAUUUAUCAGGUAUUGAAACGGAUGUAAUUUUGAUGGAUUUAGAGUUCGAUGCCACAGAUUGUUUGUGCAAAAUAAUUUAUAUAUUGUUUAUUCAUUAAUCGAUGAUAAAUUUGUUUGUAAUUUUUUUUAUGUAACGUUAUUGUGAUAAUGAACUUGCGAUUUAUAUCAUUAUCAAGACACAUUGUUCCGCAUUUGUCGCAUCGAGAGACCCAUCGAAAUUAUAUCAGUUUUAUUAUAGGAAGAAUCACGCUGUAAUUAUACAGUGGAAAUGACCGGCACCGUUUACUUACAUAUGUAUUUGUGUACCGCACCGCGAUUUAUAUUACUGUUGGCUUGUUAUAUUGUUACUAUAUUACGUGUUUCAUUAAUUGAUUAACGCGCGUCUAGCGAUUUAGAUUGUGACGCGUUUCCAUGUCGUCGAAAUAGCUGUCUUGAUGUUCUUGUCGAGAAAUUUACUCUAUUUUACAUGACGACGUAUAAUAUUAUUUCUUAGAAGCAAUAUUCGUACGACUUUUCAGCUACUCUCAACGCUCGGAAGAUUUUUUAUGAGAAAAUUAAAACAAAAUUUAUCGAUAUCAGUUUUAUUAUGACACAACCGAACAAAUUCUUCGUAAAUUUGAAAACUUUUAGCUUCAUUAGCAGUCUGAUUCACAUAAUUAGGUACUACACCGCAUAUAAUAUCGAUGGAUCUAUUCUAUCCGAUAUGAUUCAGUUUGUUUAUAUUUCAUAUAAAAUGAAAUAAAAGAAUAAAAAAGUAAAUAUAUA
Messenger RNA from Nylanderia fulva, 7235 nucleotides. It is a transcript of the gene Tdg, whose product is annotated as Thymine DNA glycosylase. The record is from RefSeq and is a predicted model, not a curated record. Gene Ontology annotation, biological process: base-excision repair, AP site formation. Gene Ontology annotation, molecular function: uracil DNA N-glycosylase activity; pyrimidine-specific mismatch base pair DNA N-glycosylase activity; DNA binding. Gene Ontology annotation, cellular component: nucleus. NCBI's taxonomy places the organism in Eukaryota, Metazoa, Arthropoda, Insecta, Hymenoptera, Formicidae.